AUGUUCUCAUCCCUGACCUCAUCCUCCGCCAUCUCGAACCUAGGCACGCGGCUCACCUCCCUCCGACGAGCCAUCACCCUAGGCGAUGAAGCCGACGAUCCAGACAACGAAGACUGCUCGCACAUUUCCAACGUGCUGCGCGCCUACUACACGGAGAAAGGACGGCCCUUCCCGAACUGGCUGCCCCCCGAUCCGAAAGCGCCAACACCAGCGCCGGCACGGGUCAUCGCGACGACACAAGUGCAGGCCGGAGGAGCAGCCGGCGGCGGCGGUGGUCCAGCAGCAUCGGCGUAUGGACGCAGCGGAGGCGGCGGAUUGGGAGACUUGUGGGGAGAUUCGGGUUCAACGACGGCGCCGGCCUCGCAGACGGCCAGUCUGCGUCGAGGUCGGUUGACACCCGGCAGUGGUGGAAACAUGGGGGCGCCUCUAGCCGCCACGGCCAGCGCACCGUCGGGGAUGAUUGCAUCACCGCAUAGUCCGUCACCUGGUGCAGGUGUGCCGACCGGGUCAGCGAGACCGCUGCCUAGCCAGCGAGCCGGGUCGUAUCAGACGAUCUCGGGCCCAGUCACAGGUGGAGGGCUAGAGCGAGCGGCGUCGGCCCAAGAAAGACUGCGAGCUAGAUUACAUGGGGGCCGGUCUCCCAGUCCCGGGCAGAAUCCGGGCAGUUCUAGUGGUAGUCGGCCGGGUUCGCCAUAUGUUGGAGGGGGAGCGGAUCCUAGUGCACGAAAACCGGUAGGCAUGCCGGGAAGACGAUAA
Messenger RNA from Aspergillus tubingensis, 756 nucleotides. RefSeq lists its product as uncharacterized. The transcript has a single exon. The coding region runs from base 1 to 756 and encodes 251 amino acids. The record is from RefSeq and is a predicted model, not a curated record. NCBI's taxonomy places the organism in Eukaryota, Fungi, Ascomycota, Eurotiomycetes, Eurotiales, Aspergillaceae.